CUCCACAAGCUUACCAGUGCCUACCAUACCAACCUACCUAUUCAAGUUGUUUCUACACAGAUAUAUUAGUAGGAUUCAGCGUUGCCCCACAUCUACAUAUUUUCCUCUGAUGCCACUAAGGAGUCGACAUCCAAUCCUAAAGCCAACAAUAAUAGGACAUCUGUUUGCCGGACAUUUCUUUGUUCAAUCUCGAGACAAUGCUUCCUACUCCCUCUACGAGUCAUGUCAAUUUCAAUCGAGUCUAUGAGCCAGCUGAAGAUUCAUUCUUGCUACUUGAUACUCUAUCAGCAAGCUCGGAGAUAAAGUUUCUCUCUGAAAGAUUCAAGACAUCCCCUCCACCUCUGAUUAUGGAGGUCGGUAGCGGAUCAGGCGUUGUGCUUGCCUUUGUGGCUGCACAUGCCAAUCAUAUUUUCGGUCGUUCAGACUCCAUGUUUCUAAGUUCCGAUCUCAAUGUUUUCGCUUGUCAUUCAACCUCGAACACGGUUCUGAAGGCCAUUGAUUCCGCAAGCAGCCUUGGGGAGAAACGUUCUUUGUUCCUCAACUCCCUCAACGCGGAUCUUUUGUCAUGCCUCAAAGCGAAUAGCGUGGACGUUCUGAUUUUCAAUCCGCCAUACGUGCCCACUUCCGAGGUGCCGGAGCGUAAAGCUAGUCUAUUUCCAGAUCCGGUAAAUGAAGCCCCGGUAUCGUUUGAUGAUGAAUCGCAUUUCCUUUCCUUAUCAUAUGCUGGCGGGGUAGAUGGAAUGGAGGUCACGAACCGUCUCCUUGAAGAUCUCCCCCGGGUCCUCCACAGAGCUCAUGGAGUGGCAUAUAUACUAUUGUGCGCCCAGAAUCGACCAAGAGAGGUACAAUCCCAUGUGAAGGCAUGGGGCCCUUCCUGGGAAGUGGAGAUCGUCUCCUCCAGCGGCAAGAAAGCAGGAUGGGAAAAACUGGUUGUUCUGCGAGUUAGUAGGGCUGGAUGAGCUAAAUGGAGAUCGCAAGGGGAUUUUCGGACGGU
This is a messenger RNA of Eremomyces bilateralis CBS 781.70, 994 nucleotides long. RefSeq lists its product as uncharacterized. Bases 198 to 959 code for a protein of 253 amino acids. NCBI's taxonomy places the organism in Eukaryota, Fungi, Ascomycota, Dothideomycetes, Eremomycetales, Eremomycetaceae. The transcript has a single exon. Gene Ontology annotation, cellular component: eRF1 methyltransferase complex. The record is from RefSeq and is a predicted model, not a curated record. Gene Ontology annotation, biological process: methylation. Gene Ontology annotation, molecular function: S-adenosylmethionine-dependent methyltransferase activity; protein methyltransferase activity; nucleic acid binding.